Molecule: messenger RNA, 778 nt
Organism: Cydia fagiglandana
Lineage: Eukaryota; Metazoa; Arthropoda; Insecta; Lepidoptera; Tortricidae
Exons: 1
Coding region: 13-771 (252 amino acids)
Molecular function (GO): oxidoreductase activity
Source: RefSeq, a predicted model, not a curated record
UCUAAUAACGCAAUGAGUUUCACUGGUAAAGUGGCAAUCGUGACUGGCGCUGCCUCCGGGAUAGGAGCUGCCACAGCCAAAGCACUUGCCAGAGAAGGUGCCAAGGUAGUCCUGGUCGAUAAAAACGAAGAAAAACUAAAAGAAGUCGCAAAGCAGUGCGAAAAACAUGGCAAUAAACCUCUCAUCAUCAGAGCAGAUAUCACGAAAGACGAAGAUGUUAAAACGAUAGUGAAAGAAACUAUCCACCAGUUUUAUCAGUUAGACAUACUGGUCAAUAAUGCUGGGAUUAGUAAUCAUAUAUCCAUAGUAGACGAAAAUCUUAUGGAAAGCUACGAUCUCACUAUGGACACGAAUCUCCGUUCAAUGGUCCAUUUGACGCACCUUGCUGCUCCUUACCUAAUCAUGACUAAGGGUAACGUCGUUAAUAUUUCAAGCAUCACCGCUUAUAGCUGCGGGCAUACGAAACGUCUGUGUUAUGCGAUUUCGAAAGCUGGAGUAAGUCACUUUACGCGCUGCGUGGCUUUAGACCUCGCUCAGCACGGAGUAAGAGUGAAUGCCGUAAAUCCUGGAGGUACCAAGACUAAUAUAUUGCAAAAUGCAGGGACGCCAAAUUCAGACGAAAUAUAUGAGUUCUGGAAAGAGCGCUCUGCGUUAAAAAGGAUGGUGGAGGCUGAAGAGGUCGCAGAUCUAAUUCUGUUCCUGGCCAGUGAUAAAGCUAGGAGUAUUACUGGAUCGGCGUAUGUUAUUGAUAAUGGUGCACUCUUAAGGUAAAUCAUUG